UAUGCGUUACGUGGGUAAAUAUUCAAUUGACUAAGCACGCUAUUCGUUGUCGGUGUCCCAGGUCACCUAUGAUGGUAUGCGUUACGUGGGUAAAUAUUCAAUUGACUAAGCACGCUAUUCGUUUUCGGUGUCUCAGGUCGCGUAUGAUUGUAUGCGUUACGUGAGUAAAUAUUCAAUUGACUAAACCCGCUAUUCGUUGUCGUGUCUCAGGUCGCCUAUGAUGGUAUGCGUUGUGUGGGUAAAUAUUCAAUUGACUAAGCCCGCUAUUCGUUGUCGGUGUCCCAGGUCGCCUAUGAUGGUAUGCGUUACGUGGGUAAAUAUUCAAUUGACUAAGCACGCUAUUCGUUGUAGGUGACUCAGGUCGCCUAUGAUGGUAUGCGUUACGUGGGUAAAUAUUCAAUUGACUAAGCACGCUAUUCGUUGUAGGUGACUCAGGUCGCGUAUGAUGGUAUGCGUUACGUGGGUAAAUAUUCAAUUGACUAAGCACGCUAUUCGUUGUCGGUGUCCCAGGUCACCUAUGAUGGUAUGCGUUACAUAGGUAAAUAUUAAAUUGACUAAGCACGCUAUUCGUUUUCGGUGUCUCAGGUCGCGUAUGAUGGUAUGCGUUACGUGGGUAAAUAUUCAAUUGACUAAACCCGCUAUUUUUUGUCGGUGUCUCAGUUCGCCUAUGAUGGUAUGCGUUACGUGGGUAAAUAUUCAAUUGACUAAGCACGCUAUUCGUUGUAGGUGACUCAGGUCGCGUAUGAUGGUAUGCGUUUCGUGGGUAAAUAUUCAAUUGACUAAGCACGCUAUUCGUUGUCGGUGUCCCAGGUCGCCUAUGAUGGUAUGCGUUACGUAGGUAAAUAUUUAAUUGAAUUGAAAAAGCACGCUAUUCGUUUUCGGUGUCUCAGGUCGCGUAUGAUGGUAUGCGUUAGGUGGGUAAAUAUUCAAUGAACUAAACCCACUAUUCGUUGUCGGUGUCCCAGAUCGGCUAUGAUGGUAUGCGUUACGUGGGUAAAUAUUCAAUUACCUAAACCCGCUAUUUGUUGUCGGUGUCUCAGGUCGCAUAUGAUGGUAUGCGUUACGUGGGUAAAUAUUCAAUUGACUAAGCCCGCUAUUCGUUGUAGGGGGCUCAGGUCGCGUAUGAUGGUAUGCGUUCCGUGGGUAAAUAUUCAAUUGACUAAGCACGCUAUUCGUUGUCGGUGUCCCAGGUCGCCUAUGAUGGUAUGCGUUACGUAGGUAAAUAUUUAAUUGACUAAGCACGCUAUUCGUUUUCGGUGUCUCAGGUCGCGUAUGAUUGUAUGCGUUACGUGAGUAAAUAUUCAAUUGACUAAACCCGCUAUUCGUUGUCGUGUCUCAGGUCGCCUAUGAUGGUAUGCGUUGUGUGGGUAAAUAUUCAAUUGACUAAGCCCGCUAUUCGUUGUCGGUGUCCCAGGUCGCCUAUGAUGGUAUGCGUUACGUGGGUAAAUAUUCAAUUGACUAAGCACGCUAUUCGUUGUCGGUGUCCCAGGUCGCCUAUGAUGGUAUGCGUUACGUGGGUAAAUAUUCAAUUGACUAAACCCGCUAUUUGUUGUCGGUGUCUCAGGUCGCGUAUGAUGGUAUGCGUUAUGUGGGUAAAUAUUCAAUUGACUAAGCCCGCUAUUCGUUGUCGGUGUCCCAGGUCGCGUAUGAUGGUAUGCGUUACGUGGGUAAAUAUUCAAUUGACUAAGCACGCUAUUCGUUGUCGGUGUCUCAGGUCGCGUAUGAUGAGAUGCAAAACAAGGUAAAGGAACUGGAGCAAGUCACCACCCAGUCCCCACCCGACAUGAAGAGGCUGCAACUCGUGCUGCAGGGCAGCGUCAGUGUACAGGUUAACGCUGGGCCUCUAGCGUACGCCCAAGCCUUCCUGGACAAGACUGUGUGUCACAAGCAUCCAGGCAAACACAUCGAGCGGCUACAGAAUGUGUACAGGGAAUUCCUGAAGUUCUGCGGUAAAGCGCUAGAGAUCAAUAACCAGUUGAUUAAAGAAGACCAGCGUAUGUACCACGACGAUAUGAAGGAGAAAUAUGGACUGCUGAGAACAGAGCUAGCGAAGUACAUCGACGAGGAGAAUUCCAGUAUGCUCAAGCAAGGUAACAGUACCACCUCUCUCGGCCUUACCAUGAGAUGAUAUAACAAGGGGACAUGCGCAAGACGGUCAACACCGCUGGUCGGUGACUUGAUACUCGCUGGCGCCGCUGGUCUCUUCUAUGUACCGCCCCACGUUAAACAUGACACCGAGCCGUCAGAGAGCUCGUGACCGUCACCAAUACCAGGAACGAUCAAUCGAUCAAAGAUUCCUUUUCCAGGCAUUUGGUACAUGACCUUUUCAGACCGAAAAAAACGUUUUUCCUGAUUUUAUUCCCUGUCACUGGUGAAAAAAGGCAACACCGCGUCUAUUUAACACUAGUGUGUAGACUUUGAACGGUGGUCGUGACACAGUUUAAAGGGUAUGCCCUUCACAGAAAUAUUGAGUUGUUGUUUUCGAGAGUAGAAGGUCUAAACAGUGCAAUAAAGCUGAUAUGACAAAGCUAUUGAGCUAUUCGAGUGAGUUUGGUAAUUUUUUUUUUUUAAUUUUCUUUUUAGUUUUCUUUACUUGAUCUGUCUUCCAAUAAUGAAUUUAAACAACAACAAAGGCGUGAGUGACAAAGGCUCUUUAAAGGACCCAAUAUACGGCUAUACUAUAGCCCAAAGGCUGAUUAGUAUUGUGCGAAGUCGUUUUUUUUUUAUAAAACGAGACGCGUUUCAACUAAAGCAAAAGGAGCGUCUGGUUUUGAGAGCAAGUUUCCUAGAGAGAAGGUCAAUGUUCGUGUGAAGUGUCCACUUUCGACACACAAUUUUAGCAAUUAAACCCACGCACAUCGUCUGUUGAGUUCUAUUGGGUUUUACUCAGUCUGUAAGUGGGUUAGUACUCUAUUAACUCGCAUUAUCUCGCUUAUCCUAACCUUAUAUGAAGUACUAACACGGUGUCUUGGCGUAAUGCAUUGGUUGGUUCGUGAGCGCUCGGAUGAUGUCCGUCGGUACACGUGCGUGACACUUUUAUUUUGUUUUUGUUUUUAAUGGUUUAAACUCAUUACUUUGGCAAUAUAUUAGUUUCGUGUAUUUGUUGAUCCGUUAGAAAUAUUAAUUUAGCCGUUUUUAUUGUAGGGUGAAUUUCACUGUUUUUUUUUUUCUACUGAAAUUUGCAUUGGGUUUUAUACCCUAUCGCGUCACGCAAGCCGGAUCAACGCACUUCAAAGUUUCAAAGCUAUGAUCCUUUAUUCUAUUUUGCUCGAGUCACAUCACCGUUCAAACACUCUGGGCCUUUUGAAAACCUUUUAAGGUUCAUUCUGGCAUUGGUAGAAUAUAUCGCCGUAUUUAAGUAAACAAAUAGAAAUAAAUACCGUAUGGGAUAGGGUGGGUCCAUAUACGGUUCUUUUCGUUUAUGCCGAAUUGGAUAAUUCAAAUGUAACUGAUUCUGCCAUGUACGCGUCGUUGCGUUGGAAGUAAGCGCAUUUGAAAGGGUAAAUAAUUGAAUGGCAAAUUUUGCGCCACAAUUUUUAGAGGGAGAAUAAUGUUUUUCAAUAGCAAUAUAGAAAUGUUAAUUAGGAAUAAAUGUUGUAAUUGCAACUUUUUUUCUAUUUUGUUAAUAUCAAAGGAAGUAUUUUUUGUAAAGUUCAUCAUAUCGAAAUAAAUGUAAAGAGUUGUUGUCUGCUAAAACUGAGUGCUCACAAUACGCUCUCGCAGCCACAGGUAGCCCGAAGUCAUUUGAACAAGGCUCGGUUUCCAGCCGUGGUUACGUCGCGCUCUCCUACACUGACUCCUGUUCGUGACGUCACAUCGUAACUGAGAUAAUUAUGCGUGAUGUGCGGACUCGGGGUUUUCCUGCCUAAAAGAGAGCUCUUUCACGGCAAGUUUUUGCUGGGGCCUUACAGUCUUCCUAACCGAACUUUUCUAACUAUGAGUUGAACACUUUCGCGAACCCUCCGGCCGCCAUUUUGAACUCUAAGCGUGGUAAUUAUGCUAAUGUAUUUACAUUAUGCUAAUGUAAGUUUCUGAUUGGCUAAUCCAGACAAAGUCUCGUACCCAGCGCCCAGCCUUGGAAUAGGAGAGGAUCGCGGGCGCAUCGAAACAACCACGGCUGGAAACCGAGCCUAGUCUCAAGAUGUUUGUAUUUGUUGUGUAAUGGAUCAGGGCUAUCCCAGAUUUGCGGUCUAGCUGUGGUGGAUUUGUAUAAUAAAAGUUGAAUUCUCUUACGCAA
Nematostella vectensis (starlet sea anemone) is the source of this 4237-nucleotide messenger RNA. Its product is annotated as dedicator of cytokinesis protein 9-like. The transcript is spliced from 5 exons. The record is from RefSeq and is a predicted model, not a curated record. The coding region runs from base 1730 to 2128 and encodes 132 amino acids. Gene Ontology annotation, biological process: small GTPase-mediated signal transduction; positive regulation of GTPase activity. NCBI's taxonomy places the organism in Eukaryota, Metazoa, Cnidaria, Anthozoa, Actiniaria, Edwardsiidae. Gene Ontology annotation, molecular function: guanyl-nucleotide exchange factor activity.